Molecule: messenger RNA, 1035 nt
Organism: Helianthus annuus (common sunflower)
Lineage: Eukaryota; Viridiplantae; Streptophyta; Magnoliopsida; Asterales; Asteraceae
Exons: 1
Coding region: 1-1035 (344 amino acids)
Source: RefSeq, a predicted model, not a curated record
AUGAGUGCUCCUCUAGGGGUGAACUAUGCAGCUGCACCUGAAAGCCUUCAAGGCUUCAACCUCAUGCCACAAAUGAUGGCCCAAAUGAUGGCAAGCUUCCCUUGGCAGCACUUCAUUAACCAGGUGCUGGCCACCCAAGGGAAUGCUAACAACAACCCGGGCACAAGAACAGAAGAGGAUUUGGCCAAACCAUACAAACCAAGCAAUCUGUCAUGCUUUUCUCAGCAAAUUGCUGAUUAUGAUUUCCAAACCAGGAUAAAGAUGCCUUCUCACAUACGAACCUACGACAGAACGGAAGAUCCAGAAGAUCACCUUCAGAUCUUCACAGGGGCAGCAAGGAUACAGAAAUGGUCCAACGCUGAAUGUUGCUUGAUGUUCAUGCAAACCCCCGUAGGACCUGCUCGGAUCUGGUUCAACGACUUACCAGCCCGAAGCAUUCGAACCUUCGAUGAUUUAAGCAACGGUUUCUUGGGUAAUUUCUCACAGCAAAGGAGAUAUGUGAAGGAUGCCACUGUGAUCUUCCAGAUCAAACAAAAGGACGAUGAAAGCCUCAGGGAUUUCAUCGAGAGAUACAAAAAAGAAGGUUUAACGUAUGUGGGAGCUGACGAAAAAAUGAGGGUUGCAGGCUUCAUGAAUGCAGUCACCUCUAAGUAUCUCACCAGGGACUUUAACAAGUGCCUGCCCAAAACCUUAGAAGAAGCCCUUGAAAGGGAUGAAGCUCACAUCAGGGAAGAAGAGGCGGUUAACAUCAAUGAGCAGAGAAAGAGGGGCCCCAGCUGGAGGCAUAACAGCCCCAACCGAAAAAGAGGCAACUAUGGUUCUUAUGAUAGAUGCUCGCGGAGCUUAGACCCUCGAAGGUCUGAAGGUUGGAACCCUUCAAGCAAGGACAAGGCUGUGAACUUCACAGCCCUGACCGAAACUCCUCAAGAGAUACUCGCCACCGAAGAAGUUAAGCAUAGCUUCCGACCGCCAAGACCCCUGCCCAAGAGCAAAAGAAAUGAAAAUUCUACUCAAUUUUGUGAGUUCCAUGAAUAG